AGGGGUAAACUGGGGCCGAUGGCUGGAGGAGGCAUGCUCCCCUCCCUGCCCACCCUGACUGUACUUGUUCCCCUCCUGUCCCUAGCAGGCUUGUUUUACUCAGCCAGCGUAGACGAAACCUUCCCGCAGGGCUGCACCAGCACAAACAGCUUAUGUUUCUACAGUCUCCUCCUUCCUGUUACAAUACCGGUUUAUGUAUUCUUCCACCUAUGGACCUGGAUGGGGAUUAAGCUUUUUAGGCACAACUAGUGCGAUGCACUUGAUAAUCUGUGGGCUUCUCUAAAGCAACGUGGUUUAUUUAGUCUCAUUGGGUAUUGCAGUUGAUUUGAGAGAGUUCCCUUUCUAGCACUAGUGACUGUCGUCAUCUUCCUAGUAGUAUCUGGAACUGUAUGAAGUCCUCUGCAGCAGCCUAUUACUUAAUUACUACUAAGGCAGGUAAAGAGGAGGAAUAACAAGAAGCACUAAUUCCUUCUAGCGUAUCCCUUCAAGAGUGUUGUGCGUUUGUAGUGGCACUAAUGAAAAUCUUCUAGGUGGUGAUCGUUUUUACCAGGAAGAACUGUAGCCUGACUGAAAUAACUGAUCUUAAAUAAUAAGCAAUGACAACAUGCAGCGAUAUGAAUCUCUCUUUGAAUUACGAGCCUUAGUUUUGUUUUGAACUGAUGUGUGUGUUGAAAUGUAUCAGUCUCACUGUCAGAAGAACAUAAAAUAAAUUGGGCUGAUGUUCGAUAACAAAA
Molecule: messenger RNA, 734 nt
Organism: Aquila chrysaetos chrysaetos
Lineage: Eukaryota; Metazoa; Chordata; Aves; Accipitriformes; Accipitridae
Gene: PIGY
Product: phosphatidylinositol glycan anchor biosynthesis class Y
Exons: 1
Coding region: 19-249 (76 amino acids)
Source: RefSeq, a predicted model, not a curated record